UAUGAGGUUAUCUACUGAGGAAAGUUAAGAGAAUGAUGAAUAAUUAGAAGAUAUCAAAAAGAAAUUCAUUUAUUAAACUGAAAAGAUGAGAUUAUUAUUGGAAGUACCUAUAGAAAGGCGAAAUAAAGCAAUUUGUUAAGAUAUCGCUUAGAUUGCUGGAGUAAAAUUUGUAAUGAUUAUAAAAAGGAAAUUCAAUUUCUCAAACAAUACAGAGAUAAGCCAAAUUUUUUAGACUUAUGUAAACAUCUGUUUCUAAAGACUUAUAAUAAACGAGAAUAUAUAUUUUAAUAAGGUGAAACAGGUGAUGCUUUUUAUGUUAUUUUAAGUGGAAGUGUAAAGGUGUAUAUAGAGGAGCCAACAGAGUUUAGAAAUUUUAUGUAAUUGGUAAAAUAUACAUUACGAUAUAGAAAGAAAUCGCAAUUUUAUAGAAAGGAGAUGCUUUUGGAGAAAUUUCUUUACUUUAUAAUUCUAAACGAACAGCUGCAGUAAUGGCAGCAGAAAAAAGUGACUUAAUUAUUUUGACAAAAGAGAAUUUUGAAGAAUAUUUAAAGAAUGAUAGCAAAUAAGAAAUGUAGACAGCAAAUUUAAAUAAAUUAAUUCAAUUCCUUGAAAAGGUUCCAAUUUUUAAAAUGUUUUCAAAAUCUUUAUUAGUUUAAAUCUGUACAAAAUGUACAAUUGAACAUUACUCUUCCUAAUAAAUUUUAAUUAAAUAAGGAACUGAACCUUCUAAUAUGUAUAUAAUAAAAUAGGGAUGUGUGAAAGUAAUUAGAAAAAUAAAACUAAAUUAUGGUAGUAUGACAUCAAGAGAGGAAUUGAUGUAAAAAAAACAAGAUCUAUUUUAUGACAUUGAUGAACUUAGUGAUUAUGAUGUUUUCGGAGAUUAUGCAAUAUUAAAUGAAAUAGAAUCUGAUUGUUCUUACAUUACAGCCAUUCCUUGUUAAAUUAUAACUAUAAGUUCAUUUAAUGUUAGAAAACUUCUACCUAUGGACAUUGUGUAAAUAUAUAAAUCAUAAUUAAAACGAUAUCCUGAUGAUGAAGAUCUUUAGUAUUUAUUUGAAGAAAAAGAGAGGUGGAAUCAUUAUAAGAGAAAGCUAAUUCGAAAUAUUAAGAUAGAGAAAUAGAAUAAGAAAGGUUUUGAUUUAAGAUUGAGAUUGCCAGAAUUAAAAACAAAAGAACUAUCACCACCAAUAAAUAUCGUUGAUAUCAAAACUAGUGAUAGUAGAAUUUACUUUAAGUUCUUGGAAUCUAAGAUUAGUCCUUUAGCAGAUAGUAAAAAGAAAGUUUCUUAACUAACUUAGGUAGGAUUUAAUUCUUAAAUAAUUAAAGACUUAGAAUUAUCAUAAGCAUAAUAAGCCUUUUAAAGAAAACUCAAAAAAUUAUAAUACAAAAAGUAUUGA
Paramecium sonneborni is the source of this 1397-nucleotide messenger RNA. The record is from the annotation of a GenBank genome assembly. Lineage: Eukaryota; Ciliophora; Oligohymenophorea; Peniculida; Parameciidae.